AUGAUACACAACACAGGACUCUCAGCCCGCACAAAAAUAGCCUUUCUUGCAGACGAAGCAACAAUCAACGGGUUUAAGCUCACGGGGAUAAACGGCUCGGAGUGGACAUGCCAGUCGGUCCAUGGGGUGUUCAAUUAUUUCCACAUCGUAUCUAACAGCACAGAAGAAACAGAAAUAGUCAGCAAGUUCAACAUAUUCCUAGAAAGGAAAGAAAUAGCACUGAUCUUCCUGGGAAGAAGGGCAGCAGAUGUCCUCAAAGAAGAAGUCCUCAAAAGAAAAGAAAUGUUUCCACUUAUAAUGGAAAUCCCCUCCAAAAAUACUCCGCCCAGUGUAAAUGAGAUAAAGCUGAUGAAAAGACUGAAAGAGCUUGCAGGAACCAAAUGA
Molecule: messenger RNA, 384 nt
Organism: Nematocida minor
Lineage: Eukaryota; Fungi; Microsporidia
Product: V-type H+-transporting ATPase subunit F
Exons: 1
Coding region: 1-384 (127 amino acids)
Biological process (GO): monoatomic ion transmembrane transport
Cellular component (GO): membrane
Molecular function (GO): proton-transporting ATPase activity, rotational mechanism
Source: RefSeq, a predicted model, not a curated record